Ustilaginoidea virens is the source of this 423-nucleotide messenger RNA. RefSeq lists its product as uncharacterized. The transcript has a single exon. NCBI's taxonomy places the organism in Eukaryota, Fungi, Ascomycota, Sordariomycetes, Hypocreales, Clavicipitaceae. The record is from RefSeq and is a predicted model, not a curated record. Bases 1 to 423 code for a protein of 140 amino acids.
AUGGCCCUCCUUCAGCAUCCCGCAUCUUCCGGACGUUUCGUUACACCAGGAGCUCGGGGCAGAAACACGAAAGUUCCCGGCGGCGGCGGCAGCAGCAGCAGCAGCAGCAGCGGCAGUAUUCCAGCAAGGACGACAUGCUGCCCAGCACGUCAAGACCCGUUCACAGCCCGCGCCCCCAAGUGUCCAGAGCUUCCGCAAUGCCCCAAGCCAACCCGGUCGGCCUCGGACAGCUGGUUUGCCGUUGUCGAUUUCCACGCAUUCAGCUGCAUAGGUGCUGGCAGGUGCCGGCAGGCGCUGGCAGGUGCUGACAGGUGCCUGGGCGCUGGUGGGGCGUGGAGGGCGCACAUGCCCUUGAAAUCCCGCCCAGCUUGGCAGUCAGCUUGGCCGCUUGUCACAUCAGCUUGGCAACUUGUUAUUGCCUAG